This is a messenger RNA of Monosiga brevicollis MX1, 2811 nucleotides long. RefSeq lists its product as uncharacterized. The transcript has 3 exons. Lineage: Eukaryota; Choanoflagellata; Craspedida; Salpingoecidae. The record is from RefSeq and is a predicted model, not a curated record. Bases 1 to 2811 code for a protein of 936 amino acids.
AUGAAGCUACAUAGCGUCAUCGUGUUGGUGCUGGCUCUUGUGGCCGUGGCCCUUGUGGCCUCGCCCGUUGCCGGCUCGAACACGCGCGUGACCUACUCCAAUCUACAAGAACAUCUCUCUGCUGCACAAUGGCAGCAUUUCAAGAGCUUGUCUCGCGCCGCAAAGGCCGAGGUCAAGCGCACCCUCAAGAAGGUGGCCGUCAGUGUUGAGGACGUGCCCACCAUGCAGAUCACCCAGGAUGGUUUCCUGCUCUUCGUGGACGAUCUCUCCGAGGAGAAUUCGACCAUUUACGAGGAUCACAUGGAUGAGCACGUAGACUCGGGUCGCACCCGCCGCGCACUGUCUGAUCUGGCUCCUUCCCGUUUCACUUCUGCUGGUCUGCCUAUUUAUCACAGCCGUCCUGGCAGCAGCAACGUCAUUUACUUGGACUUUGAUGGUCAUACCAACCCUGCAACGAGUCGCGGCUGGGGCUUUUUUGAGGCUCAACCCUACAAUUUGUACAACUCGGACCCUGCGACCUUUAGCGCCGAAGAGUCUGAGCAAAUCGCCCAAAUUUGGGCGCGCAUGGUUGAGGACUACUCGCCUUUUAACGUUGACAUCACGACUGAAGAGCCCGCCACCAUGCACGACCGUGUUUGUCACGUCGUGAUUACCCGCAAGUAUCAGAGCAACGGGGCACUCAUGCCUCAUGCCAUGAAUGCCGGUGGUGUCGCCUACGUCAACGUGUUUGGGCGCUCAUCCUUCCAGCCGCACUAUUCCCCUGCCCUUGUAUACUACGAUAACUUGGGCGGAGGCAUCAAUGAUCUUGUGGCCGAUGCCGCGUCGCACGAGGUGGGCCACACCCUGGGCUUGUCCCAUGAUCGUCGCACCGGUGAAGGUUAUUUCAGUGGCAUCGGUGCCGACGGUCUGGCAACCUCCUGGGGUCCCAUCAUGGGCGCCCCGUAUGGCAAAUCGGUCACUCAAUGGUCCAAGGGAUUGAACGGUGUGGCCAACAGCGCCAACGAUGAAGAUGACGUUGACAUCAUCCUCGAGAAGUUGGAGUUGGUGGCCGACGAGGCGGGCGAGUCUAUCAGCACCGCCGCCCAGAUGUCAGUCAAUGGAAAUACGCGUAUUGCCAAGGGCAUCAUUACGGCGGCAGACGAUGUUGAUGUUUGGUCCUUCUAUAACCCGGCCAAGGGCCAGGUUGUAAUUGACGCCAAGCCCUGGUACGCGUCCAGUCGCAGUGCUGGCAACAAUCUGGAUAUCAAGAUUGAGUUGCGUAACAGCAAUGACAAGACGCUCGGCGUGAGCGAUCCAACGGGAUACACCUCUGCUGGCCUCGUCAAGACCCUGCCUCAAGGCCGAUAUUUCGUAUUCUUGGAUGGCGUUGGCGAUCCCGAGUUUUAUCCCAGCGACUACGGCAGUUUGGGUCAGUACACCAUUGAGGUGACCGUGCCCAGUGGUGGUAGUGCCGAGCCACCCACCACCACCACUUCUACCACGACCACCAAAUCCACCACAUCCACUACCACUCAAGCUACGGCUUCGUGUGACAAUGACAGCAACGAGCCCAACGACGACCUGGAGUCAGCCACACCCGUGGGUGACUUCUUGUUCGGCAACGGUUUUGUCGUGUGUCAGCGCGAUGUGGACAUGUACACCCUGUCCUUGUGUCCUGGCAAGACGGCUUCGCUGGCCAUGACCUUUGAUACGCUUGCCGGUGAUCUUGACGUGUCAGGCUAUCUGAAUGGCGUUCUCGUUGAUGCCGAUCUCGGCACCGGCUCGUACAAUUUUCUGGCCAUUGACGCGGAUACGGGUCGCUCUGAUGCGAGUACCGUUACCUUCUCGGUGCACCACAGCGAUAUGGUUGGUCAAAACUCCGUUUCGUACAGCGUUUUGAUUCAGACGUAUGGUGACUGCAUCGAGCCGACCACCACAACGACGACUACCACGACCACCACAACCACAACCACUACUACCACGACUACUGCCAGCAAGCAAUCAUCUGACUUGUGCGCCACUGACGACGAGAUGGAACCCAACAACCAGGUGCAGGACGCGCAAUGGCUCGACACGUCCCGCAGCUACGAUUUGAAGAUGUGCGACUCGCACGACUUGUAUCUGGUCAAGGUCUGUGCCGGCGCCAGCAUGUCCAUCGUCAAUUCCUUCAAGAACGACGAUGGCAAUUUGGAUGUUGCCGUGUACAACCCUUCCACGUUCCAGCUGCUGGCUUAUGCAAACUCCAAGACCGAUAACGAGAUUGUCAAGCUUAGCAAUAGUGGCGGCAGCGACAGUUACGUGCUUGUGCGCGUUCUCAACCUUGACGGCCGUGCUCAAAAGUACACGCUGUCUUUCGAGUACGAAACACCUUGUGCCGAAAGUCAAGGUAACAACAAGGUUGAGUCUACCACUUCCACCACUACGACAACCACGACGACGACAACCACAACGACAACGAAGCGCCCAGAGUUGAAGGAGUGUAGUUGCUCUGAUCAACUCUUGGCUUCGGGUCGUUCAUCGGAUGAAGAUGUCGUGGUGCGCUUUAAUGUCGACUGUCCCAACGGCCACCUUUUCCAGUUCUGCUACAAGCGUACGUGGGACACGGACAAGGUUAUGGCUGUGGGCUUGCGACAAGAUACUGCGUAUGGCAAGGUGUUGAUCGCCGAUACGUCCGUACCUGCCGGCCGCGACGAGGUGGCUUGCACCCAGUUUUGGGCCGACAGCGUUUCGAGUGGCGAUCGCUUCGUUGUGCGACUGCGCAACGAGCGGAAGCAAGGUUACGAGCUGUAUAGCUCUACCGAGUCGGUGGUCAACUCGUGCGUGCGUUCUUAA